GGCACUUCAGUCGCAUCGAGCUACUCGUGGAACGCGUGUCGCGUAGUGCAUGCAUGCAUGCUUGCGUGCGGUUAAACGUGCGUGCAUGUGUGUGCUUAUUAUUGUGGUGUACCCAGAGUGGUCGCGUGUGCAUGUGUGCGGGCUAUAACACGGUGUUGCGCGGUCUCGACAGUGCAUGUCGUGAUUACUAUAGCCGUCGUCUCGUCUGUCCGUCCAUCGCGAUCACACCAAAUGCACGUCUCGCGCUUCUCGAGAUCUCGCAGUAACACCCGUGGUUGUUGCCGUGCCGUUUGACAGCGCGGCCGAUUCGAAGAACGAAUAGGAAAGGGGAAGCCGCGUCUCGUUCCGCGGUUGAUGACUCUUCGAACGAUCGUACCGAAUACGCGACGACGAAGGAGGAGAAGGAGGAAUUGAAUCGUCUCGUUGCUCGUGCUUCGUCUCUUUUUCUCUAUCCUUCUCACGCUCUUGAGCACGAUUUACGGAACUUACCACCAGCCUAUCUCGCAGUUUCCGCUCGGUUUCUCUUUCUUUCGCUUUUACUGCUUUCUACCCAUUCGUCCUGCCGGUUGGCUAUUUUGCCAAAAUGAAAUUAAUUCAGAGGCAUCAUCGUGCAAUUCUGGCACCUGUGUCGAUCGUGAUAUUAUUAUGCGGUUGCACCGAUCUCGUGUCAUCUCGAUCGCCGCGUUUCGCCGAACAUCCUGAAAACGAUACCGACUUCGUGUCCACCGAUUGUGAACGUGUUAAGCCCUUCUUCGUGAGCAAGAAUAUCACGAUCGUGAUUACGAAGCAAGGUGCAGUAGAGGAUAUCGCCAAAACAACUUGUAAUGGCAUGUGCUGCAACUUGGAGACUGAGGAACAGUUAAGACAUCAAGCUAGGGCAGAUUUUCACGACUUGAUCCAUCACCACAGCAGAAGUUUGCAAGGUCUUCUGGCAACAACAGCGGAUGCGCUAAGGGAGACCGUGACGAUGCUCGCGAGACAGUCGGAGAACAAAACCUUAACCCUCUUCGAUCAAGUAUAUCGCACGAUGGCGGUGUUGAGCAGACCCUCGAUAAAAGCGCUGUACCAGGCAAUGGUUGAUUACGUGUCGUCGAGCAACACGCCGGACAGCUUGCAGCAGCCCCUGACCCGCGACAUGCUUCAAGAACGGUUCAUAGAGUUCUUCACCAAACUCUUCCCCAUCGCCUAUCACAAUGCGGUGAAUCCUCGUCAAUACGAGCAAGAUUUCAUCGAGAAGUUCAAGAAUUGCCUUUACGAGACGAUGGACGAGAUCCAGCCGUUCGGUGAUAUACCCAAGCAGGUCGCCAAGUCGGUGAGCAAGAGCCUGGAAGCUACUCGAGUGCUCGUUCAGGCGUUGACUCUGGGCAAAACGGUGCUGGAUAGAACCGACAGCGUGCUGUUUUCCGGUACCAGUCCACAGCAGGAAGCCUGCUAUGGUGCGCUGCUCAGGAUGACCUAUUGUCCCAGGUGCAAGGGCAUCGGUCCCUCCGUCAGGCCCUGCAGCGGAUUCUGCACUAAUGUCAUGAGAGGUUGCCUGACGGAGCCAGCAUCCGAACUGGACCUCGCAUGGUCCGGCUACGUGGAAACGGUGGAGAGGCUCGUUGUGGCGGUCGAUGGUCGUAACGAUCCGUUGGGCCUGAAAGCCGAGAGGGCUGUCAGACAAUUGGACACCCGCAUUUCGGACGCCAUUAUGCACGCGAUGGAGAACGGGCCGGCGCUCGAGGAGAAGGUGAGGAAAGUUUGCGGACGGUCGGAGCUGCAGCCAUCGAGCGAGGGGACCGUUACGGAUGCAGCUGCAACAGGGAAAUCGUCGUCGACCGGGCCCGAGAUGCACGCAGCUGCGUCGCCUGCCACGCAUCGAACAUUACUGACGCAGUUACACGUGCAGCUGGGCAAUUUCUUGGCCAGCGUCGUCAGGUCCCGGACCUUCUACGGCACGCUCGCCGACACAAUCUGCGAAGAAUAUCCGGACAGGCGAUGCUGGAACGGCGAACGCGUCGGAGAAUACACGAAGACGGUAGCAGAUUCGAGCCUGAUGGCGCAGAGGUACAACCCAGAGUUCACUAUAACGACAAUGUCGCCGACGACGACUUCCUACAGCAACUCGAACACCAGCGUGCUCAUUGACCAAUUGAGGCACAUUAAUCAGAUCUUACAGUCUCAGUUGGCGUCAGCACCCGAUAGCGGAACGCUGCUGGCCGACGCGGCUCUGGAUAGUUCAGGAAGCGGUGACAGGCCAAUAUGGAGGAAGAAAGGCACAGGGGAGGACAUCGAUAACGACGACGAGGACGUGCGUGGUUACGAUCACGACGACGAGGAGGCAUCUGGAUCAGGAAUGGGCCCCACUACACUAGAUCCACUGACGAAGACAUCAACGAUACUGAAGAAUCGCGAGAAUCCGACCACAGGUGGCGCCUCGAGCAUUCUCCUGUCGUCCAUCGUAAUGGCGGUCGCCUGUGUACCGUUGAUCGCCUAAGUUAAAUCGAAGCCGGCGUGAAAGAAGGGAACGACGUUUCGACGACCCGCGACCUAGACAAGACGUAGACAAAACGAUUUUGGUGCCCGCGUCGGCGAACAGGAUGAUCCUGCUCGACACGAGGGAUCUGAUCCGUUAACGGAUCAUACGAAUCUGCUUUAUAGGUAUUUAUCGUGCCGCCUGAACGGAACAGCUGCGAGAGGAAAUGUCCCGUGACAACCGUUUGGGAAAUCCGUUUCGUUGUUCGUGGCUGAGAAUCGAUGCGUGUCGAUCGAUCGAACGAGGACUGUGCGUUUCGUAUCGAAGUUCGAGAGCAAGGUUCUGAGAAUCGUUCGCGUUCGAAGAUAACCUUCUUGGCUCGUUGGCCUGCGUGAUCGAGUAUCCGAGAAGUGUCGCAACCACGAGGCUGAAUAGACAUUUUUCCAGGCAGAGGUCGUUCCAUACGGAUAGGAAACCGUAGGUCAGGAUCUGAUAUCGAAUAGCCGGGAGCAAAAAGUGUCACAGGAGAGAGAGAGAGAUCGUUGGACAAGUGUCUCGCCAGCAAUGGCGUCCUGCUCUCGACGAUGCGCCAAGGAUCGAGCGACGGCGGCGGUUGGUACUACUUGCAGCGAGAAUGCUUGGGCGAUUAAAAAUGGCGGCGCGAGGCCUGGAGGAACAACGAGCAGACCGAUUCUCAUCGAUAGCGCGUCUCGUUGCUAGCGAACCAGACCACGAAGGAUGGGAUUAUAUUUAGGAAAGUAGAAACGUUUCGAGGAAAAUUAAAGUUGGUCCGGUUGGUCGAGCUGCUCGUGUGUGUGGAGCGAGGAAGGAACGACGGGCGGGUAAAGAGUAGGUCGAGAGUGACGCCAAUGGUAAUGUUGUCCUUUUCUGUUUUACGAUGCCAGUAAGCACGAUCCGUGGCCAUCCGACGAAAAUGACUGCGCUGCCGCGAUUCCACCGAACGGCGGAAGAUUCCUCUAAGCAGCGCAUUCUGUUUUUCUGGAGGAUUGGUAAAUUGAGGCGAAAAGGAAGAGACCAUUUCGUAUGAAAUUGGAGCCAAAGGAGAAAAUGUCGAGAAUAAUCCCCGAGCAACGCUACGAUAUCGUGUUACGUCUAUGGGAGAUCAGAUUUGAUAACAUAGGAGAAGGACGGAAGAGUAAUACCGGAAAGAAUAAUACUGCAGUUCCGGAUAAACGAAGAAUAACACUGUAUCGUGGUAUUAAAAAAUUUCAAGGCAACACCUUGCACGAAACACGCGGCAAUAUCAUACGAGCCAGAUGAGCACGACUGAUUCUCUCAUGGGUCAAGGAAUCCUAUCGGUCCACAUAUAUACACGAGUUUGGUAAACGUUCCCUUUCGCCAAAAGAUUCAACGAGGAGAGACCACGUGAACAAACAAAA
Messenger RNA from Eufriesea mexicana, 3855 nucleotides. It is a transcript of the gene dally, whose product is annotated as division abnormally delayed protein. Gene Ontology annotation, biological process: positive regulation of canonical Wnt signaling pathway; regulation of protein localization to membrane; cell migration. The record is from RefSeq and is a predicted model, not a curated record. Bases 584 to 2476 code for a protein of 630 amino acids. NCBI's taxonomy places the organism in Eukaryota, Metazoa, Arthropoda, Insecta, Hymenoptera, Apidae. The transcript has 8 exons. Gene Ontology annotation, cellular component: cell surface; extracellular region; plasma membrane.